AUUUGUUAAAUAGUUUCUCACAUAAGAGUUGUCUCCUUAGAUUUUUGGAAGAAUCCAAUGUCGAAAACGCUGAGACGGAAGUUGUGAGUGAGCUGAAGUGGCUACUAGAGCAGAAGCUUGAAGUCGGCCAGGACAAGGAGGCGCUCUCCAAUCUCCAUUCACACCUUUUGCAAAAAAAUUAUUUGUAAUUUGCUUCGUCGGAAUGACGAGGCGAAGGAACAACUUGCCAAGUAUCAAGAGUUGUCACCAAAGAAGUUUGAAGUGGAGGUAGAGGACCGCACAAGAACUCGAUUCUCUUGAACGCGAUGCUUUCCAGAAAAUUGCUCAACUUCGCGACUCUUCUACCCCUCCUUCUUCUCAACAAUUCAAUCUACAACAACACCAUUUUCGAAAACCACCGUCUGCCAACCAUUCCCAACCCUUCCCACCAAACCCCAUUUCCGAUUCCGUCCUCAGAGGGAGCUAGAGCAUUACCCUCCUCAUUGAAACCAGGGACAAAACAAGAUGAGCCUUCUAAAGAACUGCCGAAGUUUUCUGUCAAACUUUUUCUUCAGUCACUCCAGAGGAGAGGAACCACCGCCACCGUUAUUCUGUUGUGUCCUUCACCGUCGACGUUGGAGAGGGUCACCGGAGCUGCUGAUGCUCCAUCCCCUUGUUUUCUUUGGGCUGUUGGCAUUACUGCAGUGAGAAUUGAAAUUGUUGCUACUACCCAAUCCAAAUUCUGCACUCUUUCGUACCAUUUAAUUCGGCACUCCGGGUUUGGUCUAUUCGGUCCCUUAGGACCACGCUGUGAGUAGGCUUUACAUUUAUAAUUGUUUGAUUGUGCAUCUAUAAUUAUUUUGAUAUAUAUCAAUUAUGAUUUUUGAAUUAUACUCACUAUAUUUGUUUUGAAUGAUUUUAAAUGGAUUAGAAUAGUUGAUUUUUUAGAAUUAAAUAAUUCGUUUUUAUGAAGUUUAUACUUUCAAAACUAUACAUGAGACUAUAUAUAUUUUUGAAGAAGUUUUGUAUUAUUCUAAAAUGUUUGAUUUUAAUUGAAAAUCUGUUUUUAAAGCAUUGAAGUAUUUGUUAGUACUCACUUUAAAGGUUGUGAAAUAUAUUUGAAAUUUCUUAUGAUUGAAAAAGUAAGAUUGGAAAGAUUUCUGAUGAGAAAGUAUAAUAUGAUUUGAUUUGAUUUGAUAUCUUAUAUAUUUGAAAGAUCAAGGAUUUAUUGUAUUUGAAACUAUAUGUUUUGAAUUGGUUUGGAGGCUCGU
Messenger RNA from Arachis ipaensis, 1250 nucleotides. NCBI's taxonomy places the organism in Eukaryota, Viridiplantae, Streptophyta, Magnoliopsida, Fabales, Fabaceae. The record is from RefSeq and is a predicted model, not a curated record.